GUUUGGAAACCGCGAUGAAGACGCAACUUGCCAACCUCCCAAAGGGGGGAAGCUGGUCGCACAAGGAACGCGAACUGCCAAAAAGCCACAGACAACUACUCAUACUGUUGAUUCUUCCCAUGAAAGGGCAAACCCAGAAACUUGUUAGCGCCAACUGUACGAGAUUCCUACUGUGAGUCUACGCUCUAAAGUUUCCAUCUUUACGGCCUCGUGCAUCUGUUCUCAGCUUCCUCGUCUCAUCAAGUUCCCGCAUUUCUGCUUCUGAAUUCUGAUCCCUUUCCGGCUCGUCACUUAUCCUUCGAUUCAUAUAUGAAUUCGGAUUGCUGUUUGUGAGAUAUGGAGUGAAUGUGGACGAUAGAUUUGCUAACUUAUCAUGGCUGGCUUGGAGGAGUUGAGAAAGAAGCUGACACCUUUAUUUGAUGCCGAGAAGGGUUUCUCAGCUGGGCCAUCUUUGGACCUCAACAAUUCGUACAUGCUUUCGGAUGGAGGAACUGUUAACUUAUUGAGCAGAUCAUAUGGGGUGUACAACAUAAACGAGCUUGGGUUGCACAAAAGCACUUCCUCCCCUAUUGGCACGACCGAGCAUAGCGAAAAGACAUAUCGAUGCGCCUCCCACGAGAUGAGGAUUUUUGGUGCUAUUGGUAGUGGUGCAAGCAGUGUCGUUCAGAGAGCUAUCCACAUCCCAACUCAUAGGAUUCUCGCCUUGAAGAAGAUCAAUAUUUUUGAGAAGGAGAAGAGACAACAACUUCUUACUGAGAUACGGACUUUAUGUGAGGCACCUUGCUAUGAGGGUCUGGUGGAGUUUCAUGGGGCAUUCUACACUCCUGAUUCUGGCCAAAUAAGUAUAGCUUUAGAGUAUAUGGAUGGUGGCUCACUGGCUGAUAUCUUGAGAUUGAGGAAAAGCAUGCCGGAACCAGUGCUUUCAUUCAUGUUUCAAAAGCUUCUCCAUGGACUAAGUUACUUGCAUGGAGAGAGACAUUUAGUCCACAGAGACAUCAAACCAGCAAAUAUGCUGGUAAAUCUCAAAGGAGAGUCCAAAAUAACAGAUUUUGGGAUAAGUGCUGGCCUGGAGAAUUCAGUCGCAAUGUGUGCAACUUUUGUCGGAACUGUAACAUACAUGUCACCCGAGAGAAUUCGAAAUGAGAACUACUCGUAUCCAGCUGAUAUCUGGAGUCUUGGCCUUGCUCUUUUCGAGUGUGGAACUGGGGAGUUUCCUUACACGGCUAAUGAUGGACCAGUAAAUCUUAUGUUGCAGAUUUUAGAUGAUCCAUCACCUUCACCUCCCAGGGACAAAUUUUCACCAGAGUUCUGCUCAUUUAUCGAUGUGUGCCUACUUAAGGAUCCAGAUGCAAGGCCAACUGCAGACCAGCUUCUUACACACCCAUUUAUUACGAAGCACGCUCAUGACACUAGUGUAGACUUGGCUGCAUUUGUUCGGAGUGUUUUUGAUCCAACGAGAAAGAUGACGGAUUUGGCAGAUAUGCUGACGAUGCAUUACUACUUACUCUUCAAUGGACCAGAUGAACAUUGGCUGCACAUGAAGACGUUGUACAACAACGAGUCAACAUUUAGUUUCUGUGGCAAACAUUCAGUCGGUUCCAGAGAAAUCUUCUCGACCUUGUCGAGCAUCCGAACAACAUUGGCAGGUGACUGGCCACCUCAGAAGCUCGUUCACGUUGUUGAAAAGCUACAAUGUCGUGCUCAUGGCCAGGAUGGGGUUGCAAUCCGAGUUUCAGGUUCCUUCAUCAUUGGAAAUCAGUUCCUGAUUUGUGGGGAAGGUAUACAAGUAGAAGGCCUUCCGAAUUUCAAAGAUCUUUCUAUCGAUAUAGCCUCCAAGCGGAUGGGUACUUUUCACGAGCAAUUCAUCAUGCAACCAGGAAAUGCCAUUGGGUGCUACUUCAUAGCCAAGCAAGAGCUUUUCAUCAUUCAGUAAUAGGUCCGCUCAGUAUUUAUGUAAUGUACCACCUCUAAGGUGAGCUCACUCGAAGCUUUGCCAUUAGCCCUUUGUGCUGCUGCUGUUGUACAUGUAAUCUAGCUUGAAGUAAGAGAUCAAUCAGGUUCUUCAUGUACCCGCUGAUCUUGAUGAGAACCCAAGGAAAUUUCCUUAAAUGUUUACUAAUGAAACUUGCUACAGAUAACCAUUUUCAAUUGAAGUACAAUUCUAGUCUACAUCAAAAUUG
Linum tenue is the source of this 2180-nucleotide messenger RNA. NCBI's taxonomy places the organism in Eukaryota, Viridiplantae, Streptophyta, Magnoliopsida, Malpighiales, Linaceae. The record is from the annotation of a GenBank genome assembly.